This is a messenger RNA of Aspergillus terreus NIH2624, 1134 nucleotides long. RefSeq lists its product as uncharacterized. The record is from RefSeq and is a predicted model, not a curated record. The transcript is spliced from 6 exons. The coding region runs from base 1 to 1134 and encodes 377 amino acids. Lineage: Eukaryota; Fungi; Ascomycota; Eurotiomycetes; Eurotiales; Aspergillaceae.
AUGGCAACGGGCUGGUGGCUAAUUGGACCCUGCAUCAAAUUGUUCUCUUUCAAGAUCUGUGCUUUGGAUCCAGAAAUUUGCUCAAGAAGGUACCUCUUUGUGACUGAUGAUCAUCUAGGACUUUGGACGAGGCCCGGGAAUGGAUUUAUUUGUAUUCCGACGCAAGGUACGCAGCCCCGAUUAGGUAAUAUGCAGGCACAAGGCCCGAUUAUCGUAAGACAUCAAGCAUGGGGUUCCAAGCCCCACCGAAGAACAUAUACACGGCCAGCCCGUCCACAGCGACGGGAAAAUAUACGGCAAGAAGACAGAAACGCAACUUUAGGACCAACGGAAGCGGCUCGGGCUUCAGAACCACAUAACCCCUACCACAAGGCUGAUCACAAUUGCCAUACAGCUCCCGCGCAUGUGCUCUGGGCGUUGCUCGAGCCCUGUGGAAUACUCGGCGCCGGAUGUGGUCUGGUUGGGUGCCUGAGUAGGUAUGGCAUGCGCCACUGGGCGGAAAGUUGGCGAGCAGGCAGGCUUGACGGCGUGAUUGUCAUCCAGCACAGUUCGUUUCGGUACCAACUGUUGUCCGGCACGGGUUCCUUUCCAGCUGCCGACACUGUCGACACAUUGCGUAGAGUCGACAUCGGACAGGCCGGGACCACUUCGGGCGCAUCGCGGGUCGGGAAAUCGUCCAGUCGUUUCGUCAGGAAGGUCUUGAAUGCGCGAACGCCACGAGAAAAGGGCGAAGACUCGGUGGGAUAUGAAUUGGCUUCGGGAUCAACGGUGGGAGCAGCUUCGAGCGUACUUCGAGGAGGCGUGUCCAGCACAGCACUCCGCGGCCGGGAGAGAGGGUCCAAGGGACAAGACCCAUCGAUCAGGGUCCACGAUCUACACGGGGCCCCAGGGGACCGUAACCUCGAUCGGAUAUCGGUUGAGGCAUCUUUGACACGGGGAAGAUCUGCGAAGAAACAUGAUGUCAGGUUCGAGAUUCCAACGUCCGGGGUGCAGUGCAGCUCCGCAAGGGGGAGGGGCGCGACGCGGGUGCGGGUAAAAAAAAAAAAUUGGCAAAAAAAAAAAAAAGAAAGGAGGAAUUCCAUUGACUUGAUAAUAGGGAGGCGAGGUGAGCAGGAGGUAGCGGGUCGUGGCUAG